This is a messenger RNA of Dermacentor albipictus, 2850 nucleotides long. Lineage: Eukaryota; Metazoa; Arthropoda; Arachnida; Ixodida; Ixodidae. The record is from RefSeq and is a predicted model, not a curated record.
AGAAAAAGAAGGAGUAGCUUGAACGUUCCGUCGAAUCCUUGCUUUCUUAAGGCCUUCCCAAUGAAAUGCCCGGUGACGAAGCCUCGUGCACCCACGGUCACCACGUUUUCGUUGCGUGCUUGAUUCUGCUAGCACCGCUGUUUCUGUUCGGCUUCGCGGCGCUCCUGUGGGCCCUGGUGCGCGCCAUCGUAGGCACUUCGUCCGAGCCGGGCCCUGAGGUCCCGCCUUUCUGCUGCCCCGAAGCUAUCGGAACGAUAAUCAUGCUGUCCAACCUGACGGUGGACCCCUGCAACAACUUCAUCGGCUGCGCCUGCUACAAGAAGAACAAGGUGGACCGCCAGGCGAUCGUGGAGCGCGCGCUAGCCUCGUCCGUGCUUCACCCGACUCUUCAGGGCAAACUGCGCUCGCCCGUCAGCGACAUCCUCAGGAUGCACCACGAGAGCUGCCUUGCCUCGGCCGUCGGCAAUCUGUUCACCGCGGAGCACGCGGUGAAAGCCGUCGUCGACCUGUUUCGGCGCUGGUCGGGAACGAUCUCGCCGCACGCCGUGGACCUGAUCAAAGUCGUCGGUCUGCUACACUUCCGGUACUACAUCUUCAGCGUCUUCAGAACUGACAGCGUACGGUGGCACGAAAGGAACGAAACGCUGUUCGUCAUCGCCGCUCUAGCCGCGCCACACAUACUGGCUGCCGGCACUUCCUAUCCCACAGAGUUCACGGAAGUCAUGUUCGACACCGCGAACAGUUAUACGGGUCUUAACGUUACUCGCGCCGCCUUGACGGCUUUGGUUGCGCGAUUGCAAGCCGCACGCAAUGUUUUCGACGAGAAUGUCUACGCGGGCAAGUUUUCCUUCCUGGACGAAACGUUUCCCAACGCAGACAUGUCCUCGUGGAAGGUAAUUCUGAGGACCUUCCCACUGAUUGGCCUGGAGGAUCCCUCCAAUAUCGUGGGCAUCGUAGAAGUGCUCGUCGACAAGGACGCCACCGUCCAGGCAUCGGCGCUCGUCUACUUUUCUGUCCAUACGGCGUGGUCCAUGUUUGCCCGAGAAAUCACAAAUAUGAAGGUCGCCGCUAGCCUAGUGGCCCGGGCGGCUUUCUGCGGUGAGGAGAUCGUGAAACUGUUUCCACUCUGGGACGUGUUGUUGACGCAGCAGAUGACCAGUCCCGACCGAGACGCUGUCGUGCUGCAGUUAUUCCACAGAGUCGCCGAUGCCGUGCUUGCGGACGCUCAAGUCACCUUCUCCGCAUACCUAAACUCGAGCGAGGUUCGCAGGGUGGUGCGAGGCGUUCGCGUCGUAUUGGCCGUGGACAUGACAGCACCGUACUCGCACCACCUGCCCGACGCGAGCGAUAACUACUUCGAAAACGUGCUGGAAUUCCGCGAUUUCCAUUUCCAGGGCUAUUUUAUCGCAGUCCUCGAGUACCCUCGGCACCGCAUUCGCAAGCCGUGCAUUGGGCCAGAGAAAUACGGACCUCUCCUCGUGAGGCGCAUCAACGCGGCGCGGGGCCUCUCAGGGCUGCACAGGCUCCGACAUAACUUGUUCCAGGCGUUUGUCAGCAGAGCGGGCAGUCAUGUCGUAAUCUCGGCCGGCGUCUAUGCGCUCCUCAACUUCGACGCCACCCGCAGAGGCAACCGAGUCAACGGCGCAGCUGUGAACAACGCCGCUGUGCUCGGCGUCCUGCUCGCCGACGCUCUCUGGGACGCGCUGAUCGACAGAAAGAACUGGGAUUUCAAGACUGGUGAAAAACUGUUCUUUCAGGCGUACUGUAUGAGAGACAUCCUCGGACGCGACCUGGCCCCCGAUCUGAAGCACGCUCUGCUGUCGCUGCAAUCCACGGCCCGCGCCGUUGCUGCUCCGGGUUGGCACCGGAGGGCGCUGGCGUUCGGCUACUACCACCUUUCGGCUAGUCAAGUAUUCUUCAUGUUUUUUGUCCUGCACCACUGGUGCCAGACUCUCGUCUACGACGAUGAAGGGCUGAGCCUGUCGGAGUCCAUUCGGCACAUCGGAGAGUUCUGCGAUGCCUUUGGUUGCGCGUCGCAGCCGCAGAUCGAAUGGGCCACUGUCUGUGAAGAGCCUUCUGAAGACAGACGCGCUUGGCUUCAGUCCCACCUAUCGCGGAAGCGUGGCGCGAAAGCUGUGCAUUGGCCGGGGUGCACGCAUCAUUUCAUUUGCUAGUAGCGACGUGCCAAGGGAUACAAAAGAAGCAGAACUAACAUUUGUUUUACGUUUCGAGUUGUCGUGCACCCCAUUUUAUUUCAUCGGUACCUCGUGAAAUGCUAUCGUAGUUAUUGACGCUUUUCAUGUUUGUUCUGUUGAAGUAACUUGAACUCAGACAGCAGUUAGGAUCUCAAAGUGCUCCUUAUCUGUCCCGUUAUUUAGCUGCUUUGUUCUUGUGCGCCUGCUGUGUCGAACACGUACACUGCUACUUGAAUCCGGUGAACGCGCGCGACCUUGUUCUCUUUGAUUCUGGAUUUUCUAAUGAGCUAUUUUUGCCACUUUUAUUUUGCAUUGAUUCAGUUAUUUCCUGCCAGUUUAGGGAACCUCAGUGUUUUAGAAUGAUGACUUCAGUGGUGUUUUACUAUGGACGUAGUACUUGUGAACUGCUUGAUAGCCUGUGGAAUGUGCCGCAUGUAUCCGCAGUUAUUCUUGAAGGGUGUGUCGUUUAGUAUGUUGCCGUUCCCAGUCGCUUUAACUUCUUUUAUUGCCAACAUUGUUUAAUGUCCAGACCACGACCUGGCCUGUGCGUGUGAUGUUUUAAGUUCUUAUUUUCAUUCUUUUCGGUGUUAGUGUUCUCUAUGACCCACCCCAGUCUAAAGCAUGGUACAUAAGUUGGCAUUGCUGCGAAAAUAGA